Molecule: messenger RNA, 501 nt
Organism: Emiliania huxleyi CCMP1516
Lineage: Eukaryota; Haptophyta; Isochrysidales; Noelaerhabdaceae
Exons: 3
Coding region: 1-501 (166 amino acids)
Molecular function (GO): calcium ion binding
Source: RefSeq, a predicted model, not a curated record
AUGUCGCUCGACCCGGAGCGCAACCGCGCCGCCGGCCUGCAGGGCCAGGUGGAGAAUCUGUCAAAGGAGAACAGCGCCGACUUUUGGGCCGAGCUCUCGGCGAAGCUCCCCUCAGGCAAGUCGGAGGAGGACAAGAAGCAGCGGAAGCAACUCUUCAACGCGUUCGACGCGAAUGGCAACGGGUGCCUCUCCCUCGCAGAGGUGGACAAGGGGAUUGGGACGGUCAUUAAGAACGAGGCCCUCUUCUCCGCAAAGCGGCCCAUCAUGCGCGCCUUCCAGGCCGCUAAGGGCCUCUCGCAGUCCAAGAAGCCGCUCGACGACGACACCAUCAACCGCAAAGAGUUCCAGGAGCUGCUCGGCUACCUGCGGCAGUACUUUGAGCUCUACGUCAUGUUUGCUGUCGUGGACAAGUCAGACGACAACAGAAGCGUGAAGGAUAUCCACCUCGAGAACCUCGAGAAAAAGAAAGAAAGAAAACAGACAAACCCAAACGAGGGAUAG